AUGGCUAAUUAUCUUGCCUCCAUCUUCGGAACAGAACAGGACAAGGUCAACUGCAGUUUCUACUACAAAAUUGGCGCCUGCCGCCAUGGCGACCGCUGCUCACGCAAACAUGUCAAACCCUCCUAUUCCCAAACAGUCCUCAUGCCCAACCUCUACCAGAACCCUGCCUACGACAACAAAUCGCGCAUGAACCCGCAACAGCUUCAAAACCACUUCGAUGCCUUUUACGAGGAUGUGUGGGCCGAGAUGUGCAAGUACGGCGAGAUUGAGGAGUUGGUGGUAUGUGACAACAACAACGAUCACCUGAUCGGGAACGUGUAUGCGCGGUUCAAAUACGAGGAUUCGGCGCAGGCGGCGGCGGAUGCGCUGAAUAGUCGGUGGCUCAAUAGUGGCGAGGGGUGCGUGAGAGGAGGUUUCUGCAACUUCAUACAUCGCAAGGAGCCGAGUGCGGAGCUGGACAAGGAGUUGGAGUUGGCGACCAAGAAGUGGCUGAGGGAGAGGGGCAAGGAUGCUAGGAGUAUGAGCAGGAGUGCUAGCCCUGAGCCGCUCAAGCCACGAUACUGA
Recurvomyces mirabilis is the source of this 564-nucleotide messenger RNA. RefSeq lists its product as uncharacterized. Lineage: Eukaryota; Fungi; Ascomycota; Dothideomycetes; Mycosphaerellales; Teratosphaeriaceae. Gene Ontology annotation, molecular function: metal ion binding; pre-mRNA 3'-splice site binding. The record is from RefSeq and is a predicted model, not a curated record. The coding region runs from base 1 to 564 and encodes 187 amino acids. The transcript is spliced from 2 exons. Gene Ontology annotation, cellular component: spliceosomal complex; U2AF complex. Gene Ontology annotation, biological process: mRNA splicing, via spliceosome.